AUGUCGAGCAUUGAGAAGUUGUCGAUCCGCGGUAUCCGCAGCUUCAGUCCGAACCGUGAGGAGAUCAUCGAGUUCUACCACCCUCUGACCAUCCUCCUGGGCGACAAUGGCUGCGGCAAGACCACAGUGAUCGAGUGUCUCAAGCUCGCGUGCACAGGCGGCCUUCCUCCAGGUGCUCGUAGUGGCCAAAGCCUCAUCCACGACCCCAAGAUCGCAGGAACCAACGAAGUGAAGGCGAGUAUUCGUCUGCGCUUCCGUAACCAAGCGGGUAAGGUCAUGCUGGUGCAUCGUACGUACCAAGUGCGACAGACGAAGAAGACGAUCAGCUUUAAAGCUCUGGACGGCGUCAUCCAAGUGGCGAACGAGCUGGGCGAGAAGGUUUCUCUGAAUCACAAAUGCGGCGAGCUAGACCAGCACAUUCCAGACAUGUUGGGGGUGUCUAAAGCCAUUCUGGAAAGUGUCAUCUUUUGUCAUCAAGAAGAUUCCAACUGGCCGUUAAGAGAAGGUGCCGAGUUAAAGAAAAGGUUUGAUAACAUCUUCGAGUCGGCGAGAUACACGAAAGCUCUUGAAGCGAUCCGGAAGCUGAAGAAGGCGCGACUGGACAAUGCGAAGGACUAUAAACGGGACUUGGACGUGCUGACGGCUCACAUGAAGACGGCGGAGGAGAUUCGCGAUAAAAUUGAGCGAAUGCAAGAGCGACUCCAAGAAGUCGCGGAAGAAGGAGAAGAAGCGGAUGGGAAGAUCGCUAGAGCAGACGAAACGUUGAGGGAGCUGCAGCAAUUGCAGGAAGAAGUGAAGAGUUUCCACCUACAGCUGGAGAGACGACAAGAAGACGUGGCGACGAAGGAGCAGAGUGCGCGCAGUGCAUACAACAAGAUUGAGAAGAUUAUGAGCGACACUGACGAGGAGCUGCAAAGCUGCUUGAACAACUACGACGCUACGAUUGAGAACCAUCGGAGCGCGUUUGCCAGACUGCAAGAGCAGAAGGAAAAGCUGCAGCGUGAGCAACAUAAGACCAAUGAAGAAUACGUGGCGCUACGUAAUGAGAAGACACGCGUGGAAACGAACAUCGGCAUGUACCAGAAGAUGGUGGCGGACCUCAUUGACACGGCCUCGAAGCUCAGCACCAAGUAUCGCUUCCACUUGCAGCCGCUGACGUCGCAACAGGAAGAUAUCUGGAGCUUUCUAGCGGAGUUUAGGAGCGUCGUAAAGGACAAGCAAGAAGAGGUGAACAAGCUGGACGCCAAGCAGCGACAGGAGGAUGACGCGUUGAUGACGGAGCUGUCCGAGCUGACGUCGCAGGCCAAGCGACUACAAGACGACUUGAAGAGCAAGACGCAGAGUCUGGAGGCGCUGAAUAGAGACAAACAGGUUGUUGCGGACCGGUUGAGGGCGCUGGGAGGCGCUGGGCUUCACUCGCAACGCGACGCAGAGGAAAUGAGCUCUCAGGUGUCGGAAGCGGAGAAGACGUUGGCGGAUUACAGGGCCAAGCACAACGUGGCGGCUCUGAAAGACGAGAUCCAAGGGUUCAACAGACAAAUGAGCGGCAUCAACGGCGUGGUCGAAGACCUGGGACAAGAGAUCAGCCAGUUACGUAUUUACGCCACUCGAAACGCUGAGACCGAGUUCCAACGCAGCGAAUACCGCAAGAAACUGGAAAGUUUCCAGGCCAAUCUACAGGAAAAGGUGGCGGACAUUGAAGAGAUCUUUGAAGGCGGCGAGAAGCCAACAGACAGAGCCUCGUUGGUGUCGGGAAUCCGAUAUGUCGACGAUCUGAUUGGCGAGCGCAAGCGAUCGCUCGAUACCAAGAGGAAGGAGCAGGCGUCAGCUGAGCAGCGUUUGAUAGAGAACACGACGUCGUCUAAGCUCGCAGAGAAGGAGCUGAACGCCUUGCGCUUGAAGAAGAACCAGCUGGAGAGACAGCACGUGAGUGGGCUGAAGGAGCUGCUGGACAGAGUGAUUCCUGGCCACGACUUGAAGAGUGCGGAGCUCGGAGUGAGGGAGGCGGAGCGCGCGUACGCUGACGCCAAAGACAAAGUCGUUCGUCGCAAGAAUAUGGUCCUGUUCCUCAACAUUUACAAGAAGAAGGGGCUGAAAGACCACUGCUGUCCUCUCUGUGAGCGAGACAUGAGUCCUGAGGAAGAGCAGGCGUUCGAGAGCGUCUUGAGCGAUAAAACGGACGACGGAAAGGUGGCCGACAAGAUCAAAAAGGCCGAAGACCUCGAGAAAUCGUCACUGCAGACGCUGACUGAGCUCAAGGAGAAGAUGCCGAGUUGGCGCAAGUGGAUCGAGCUGGAGACUGCGAUCCCGGAAAAAGUAAGCGAGUUGGAGGAGAUUUACGCUGCUCAGAAGGCUCUGGAGAUCGAUGUGCAAGACAAGAAAGCCGCGUUUGAGCUGGCACAGGAGCACUUCGACGCUGCCAGAGUGGCAAAGUCCGACAUGGAGAUCCUGCGCAAAUCUGCGGACGAGCUGGAGUAUUCCGACGUGGAAAUUACGAAAAAGGAGGCGCGUAUGAGAGGAAGUCAGGGAGCAAGUGGGCGGUCGUUGGCGGACGUGGAAGCGGAGAAAGAUGCCAAGCAGGCAAAAGUGCAGGAGCUGAACCACCAGCUCCAACGCAAGCAGAAAGAGCUGGAUCGCAUCAACGAAAUGCUGCAACAAUUGCAGAAUGACGUGCACAGUCGGAAGGAGGAAAAACUCCGACUUGAGACGCAGCGUAAAGAGUACGACGAGGCUGUCAAGGAGCAGAACAGGUUGCGGGAGCAAGAGAAGGCGUUGAAAGAAGCCUGUGCGAAGUUGAAGAAGUCGGAGCCCGAGGUGGGGCGCGUAGUUCGAGCGAAAGCUACGCAACGCCAGACGAGACGAAAAGAGGCGAGCGAACAGCUACAUGUCCAACGAUCUGAGCUCCAGCAACGCCAGGGAGACUUCCGCGUGUUCAGUGAUAAAUGCAAGCAAGUCCAGCAUGGAGAGCUUGACAAACUGGAGCGUCAAGUCCAAGCGCUGAGUGAUACAAUCGCCCAAACGAAGCAGCGAGAGGACACAGCAGUCCAGGCGUUGGCAGAUCUGGCACCGCAGAUGCAGAGUGCGCAGACGAAUCUGAGUCAGAACGAGGUCGGAAAGCGCCAAAUCCAAGACAAUAUCGACUACCGUGAGCUCCAAAAGCAGCUGGAGAAGAUGCGCACUGAGGUCGCGGAUCUCCAGAAUCAUAUCGGCAAUUUACCGUCGCUGGACGACGUGAACGAUCGAGUUGAAUCAGCGGAUGCGGCGUUGAGCUCUGCGAAACACUCGGCUUCCGUGAUGGUGGGAAAGAGACAGCAGUUGCUGGAGGAACUUCGCGAGCAGAAGGUCAAGCUCCGUGUCCCGACUUUGAAGGACGUCGAAGAGAAGUACCGACACAAGUUGAUCCAGUUCGAGACGACGCAGAUGGCCGUGACAGACCUGGAUCGCUACUUUAAGGCGCUGGACGAGUCGUUGCUGCAGUAUCACUCGAAGAAGGUGGAGGAGAUCAACACGAUCAUUCGCUCGCUGUGGCAGAUCACGUACAAGGGGCAGGAUAUCGACACUAUUGAGUUGGUGAGCGGACAGCAGGAUGGCGCAGUGUCGAAAGCUGCUCGCUCGUACGACUACCGUGUCGUGAUGAAGAAGGCUGGGGCUGCAAUCGACAUGCGAGGUCGCUGCAGUGCGGGACAGAAAGUCCUCGCGGCUCUGGUGAUCCGCUUGGCGCUAGCUGAGACCUUCUGUCUGAACUGUGGCAUCCUGGCGCUGGAUGAACCCACGACCAAUCUCGACACGGAAAACAAGUUCGGACUCGCGCAGGCGAUCACAGAGUAUGUUCGGCCACUCUGA
Messenger RNA from Phytophthora infestans T30-4, 3843 nucleotides. Its product is annotated as DNA repair protein RAD50, putative. Gene Ontology annotation, biological process: telomere maintenance via recombination; chromosome organization involved in meiotic cell cycle; double-strand break repair. NCBI's taxonomy places the organism in Eukaryota, Oomycota, Peronosporomycetes, Peronosporales, Peronosporaceae. Gene Ontology annotation, cellular component: nucleus; Mre11 complex; condensed nuclear chromosome. The record is from RefSeq and is a predicted model, not a curated record. Gene Ontology annotation, molecular function: single-stranded telomeric DNA binding; G-quadruplex DNA binding; double-stranded telomeric DNA binding. Bases 1 to 3843 code for a protein of 1280 amino acids. The transcript has a single exon.